GCUGGAUUAGUUCCACAUGGUCGUUCAAUCGCGCGCACACGACGAGAUCACUAGGUGAUAAUAUCAAACAGGUUUGAAAAUAUCGUAGCGUCUGGGAUAGCUCGAGACAGGUCCUGAUCACGCUGCACACCUGCUUAUACUUAACGAGCUUCGGCGACCGAAACGAGCACCGAUUUGGUCGCGAUCUGAAGGUUUUGUCCCAGACCUUGGAAAUCUGUCUGCGACAGCAAAAUCCAGUCACGUAGUGUGAGCUUGCCAUUAAGUGCCAGCCUUGCAUCCAAACCCAACACUAAUAUGUUGUUUGUUUUCUAAAAGGGCUUUGAUUUAAGCAUGGUUUAAUUUAAGCUCUCAAAAUCCUGGAUAUGGUUCACGCCCACCUCCCCAGCUGAUGGCUCCUGUUGCUCUGACGCCCCAUCCACGCUACGAGCGACGCGUCCAAACUUCACCGCUUAAAUUUCGAUUACACAAACCUGCAAGACUGUCACUGGUCCUCAACGAAAAGGUGACAACCUACCCAAAAUUACAAUAGUCGUAAAUUUUGUUGGCAGUUUAGGGGUGGCGUGACGCUAUCCACAGCUGAUUCGGGAACGUCAGUGGAAGCUGCGCUCAGCUCGCGAGCCUGAUUCCUUGUUUAGACACGAGCUCAUCUGACACCUGUGUGCUCCAUCGCAUCGCAUCCCGUCCACGUUUGAUUUUUUUCCUUUUAAUUCAGCGUGUCAUCCUAUUACAUUGCAAUUUCUCGACGUGUCUGCACGAGCAGUCGAUGUUAGUGAUGAGCAACGCAAAGAGAUUGAUCAUUGUUAAAAGGGCCCUUUGAAUAGCCCUUUAGGAGGCAGAUUAAAGUCCACCAUGAUGUGCAGCUGUUCUGGAUGCUAAAUGAAGAAAAAUAUCAGAAUAGUUUAUCAGAUUCAUGACCACAUUCAAGGAGCAUUAACAUGGGAUGUGGCACAUCCAUUGCCGUUGAGAACCAAACACGACCCUCAGAGACGGAUCGCUCUGUCAAGCAACACAGCCCAGCUCUGACUAUAAAAGCUGCCAUACUGAUCCAACGCUGGUACAGACGGUAUGUUGCUCGUCUGGAGAUGAGAAGACGCUACACAUGGAACAUCUUCCAGUCCAUUGAGUAUGCAGGUGAACAGGACCAGCUACAGCUGUCCAGUUUCUUCAGUUUCAUGUUGGACAACUUCACACAGAUGAAUGGAAACGGACCAGACUUGAUCUCUCACCUUUUGGACUCUGUGGUCGACCCUUUAACUGAGGAGGUCAGGCAACUGAAGUACGAGCAGAUCGUUGUGCCGGAGUCGUACAGCGGCCCUCGUAUCUCCUUCCCGCUGAGCGUGACCGAUACCAAUGCCCUGCUUAGUGCCUUCAAAGAGGAGCAGACUCUCCAUGGAAAAUAUGUGCUGCAGUUGCUAUAUGAAACAAAGAAGUUCUUAAAACAGAUGCCGAAUGUCAUAUACCUGUCGACGUCCUAUGCAAAAGAAAUUACUAUCUGUGGCGAUCUUCAUGGUAGACUGGAUGACUUACUGCUUAUAUUUUACAAGAAUGGUCUGCCGUCUGCUGAGAAUCCCUACAUAUUCAAUGGAGACUUUGUGGAUCGAGGAAAGAAAUCUAUAGAGAUUAUCAUCAUCCUUUUUGCCUUCCUGCUGCUCUACCCAGACCACAUGCAUCUGAACAGAGGAAACCAUGAGGACCACAUCAUGAACCUCAGAUAUGGAUUUACAAGAGAAGUCAUGCAGAAGUACAAGACACAUGGCAGGGAAAUCCUACAACUUCUACAAGAUGUGUUCAGCUUACUCCCUCUGGCAACUGUCAUCGAUAACAAAGUCCUCAUAGUUCACGGUGGCAUAUCAGAUAAAACUGAUCUGGACUUUCUGAGCACUGUUGAAAGACAUAAAGUAAAAUCUGCUCUCAGGCUGCCCAAACGCAGCGUGGAUCAUCCCAACGUUCGCUCCUGCAGUCGCAGCAGCAGCAGACAGCGCAGCAGGUCCAGGCUGGGCAGCCCCUCAUCCAAUGGCCGAAGCAGUCGCACCUCCCGCAGGACGAAGAAGCAUUUCACCAAACAGGGGAGCUGCUCCUCAUCUUCAUCAUCCUCUUCUUCCUCUUCAUCAUCAAUAAAUAUUCCUCGCAGACCUCUACCAUCUCCCAGUCUUCUGAGUCCAUCAGACGUGCUUCAGGUGCCUUUCCUGGACUCAUUCGUGUCUCUUGAACCACCAGAGCCACCCAGAGAGGAGCUGGAAUGGAAACAAAUUGUGGACAUCCUCUGGAGUGACCCUAAAAGUCAAAAUGGCUGUUGUCCAAACUCUUUCCGUGGCGGAGGCUGUUACUUUGGACCAGACGUGACUCAAACGCUUCUGCAGAAACACGGCCUCUGUCUGCUCAUCAGAUCACAUGAGUGUAAACAAGAGGGCUAUGAGCUCUGCCACGAUGGACAGGUUAUCACAAUUUUCUCAGCAUCUAACUACUACGAAGAAGGCAGUAACCGUGGGGCGUACAUCAAACUGGGCCCUGAGCUGGUCCCUCGUUUCUUCCAGUAUCAAGUCAGCCGCAGCACCAGAAAACUCACCCUACACCAGAGGGUUCGCGCAGCUGAGGGAUCAGCACUUAGAGCUUUGAAAGAGAAGCUCUAUGCUCACCGCUCAGAGCUGGUGGCUGCUUUUCAACAGUAUGACAUAGACAACACAGGCCGCAUCUCUGUUAGUGAAUGGGCCCUGGUGGUUGAGUCUAUUCUGCGGAUGGAUCUGCCGUGGAGAACCCUACGCCCUCGUCUGGCCCGUCUUGGGCCGGAUGGUGACGUGGAGUAUGAAUCCUGCUUUGAGGACAUCAGCCCUGGAGAACCCAUCCCUCCGGUGACUCCGAAUUUGGCUGAAACUCUUUAUAGGUAUAGAACUGACCUGGAGAUCAUAUUCAACAUCAUCGAUAAGGACCAUUCAGGUAAGAUCUCCAUCGAGGAGUUCCGUCACACCUGGAAGCUCUUCAGUUCUCAUUUGGGAGUGGCUGUGAAUGACCAGACGAUAGACGACAUGGCUAGAAGCAUCGACUUCAACAAAGACGGCAGUAUUGAUUUUAAUGAGUUCCUGGAGGCUUUCAGGGUUGUGCAUAAACUGGAUGUCAAAGAGCAACAGCAGGGUUAAUUCUGGAUGAGCAGCCCACAAGACAGAUUACAAAUCAUCAUCGUUAUUUUUUUAUGAUAAAGUCUUAUGGACAUGAUAAGCAGUUACUCAUUGCAUGAUUUUCCAGGAUUUCCAUUUUUCGUAAAGGUAAUAAGUAGCUUGUGAUUUUUUUCUUUAUGAGUCAUUACGGUUUUAUAUCGUACUGUAUGGCUUUACCUGGCUUGUUUUCAUCUUUUGCAUUAUUUAUUGAUUUGUACAUUGAAUACACAAAAUUCUUUGGUUGCUUUCAUCUGUUAAUCGCCUUAACAAUCCUAACCCUGUGUCUGUCUCCUCCCCUUUCCCUCUCUCUCCUUCUCUCAUCCCUGAAUUCCUUCUGCUCCAGACUCUCUCUAGUGUCAGUAUGCCUGAUCUUUAUCAUACUCUGGGUUUCAACAGCUUCUUUUAUACAGUUAUAUACUUGCUCGAUAAUGUGGAGAGGUUUGCUGCAGUUUGUGUUUUUGAUCCAGCUCUGGACAUUAACUCCAGGCUUUGCCGAUAACGGCUGCAGUGGUUUUGGGAACUUGGAAAACGGACAAACGUUUUUCCGCGUCGGGAUGUCCCAGCCCUGGUAAUCUUCUGCAUGGCAGUAGUG
Messenger RNA from Triplophysa rosa, 3744 nucleotides. RefSeq names its product protein phosphatase, EF-hand calcium binding domain 1 (gene ppef1). Bases 936 to 3134 code for a protein of 732 amino acids. Gene Ontology annotation, cellular component: cytosol; nucleus. Lineage: Eukaryota; Metazoa; Chordata; Actinopteri; Cypriniformes; Nemacheilidae. Gene Ontology annotation, molecular function: manganese ion binding; calcium ion binding; protein binding. The transcript has 21 exons. Gene Ontology annotation, biological process: detection of stimulus involved in sensory perception. The record is from RefSeq and is a predicted model, not a curated record.